AAACGUAUUUUUGGAAAUACAUACAACUAAUGCAUGACCAAACCAAAAAAAUAUAAAAAAGGUUUGGAAGGACAUACAAACUGCCGAAUUUCGUCGUCAAGUCUAUAUGCGUCAGCGUUCAUACGCUUCGGCGCCUGGUUCCCGAAUUGGCAUUAAAAUCGAUGAAGAAUUAGAUACGGAAACCGAAAAUGAGGCUGGUGUGCGUACAUCGACGUUAUCCGAGCCGCACGAUUACUCUGUACCGCCGCGUUCGGCUAGCGAAUAUUUUGUGAGUGUAGUAGUACGAGUACUUACGUACUCGAUGCGUUGAUGAAAUUUUUGUUUGAAAGUACUAGUUAGCCAAUCGAUGUACAUAGAUCGCUGUGACGCACCCGCCCUUCACCGAAAAAAUUGAAAUGAAAAUCGCUGUAUAUACCACAUUU
Messenger RNA from Rhagoletis zephyria (snowberry fruit fly), 422 nucleotides. RefSeq names its product piezo type mechanosensitive ion channel component. Lineage: Eukaryota; Metazoa; Arthropoda; Insecta; Diptera; Tephritidae. The record is from RefSeq and is a predicted model, not a curated record.